Molecule: messenger RNA, 5380 nt
Organism: Mercenaria mercenaria
Lineage: Eukaryota; Metazoa; Mollusca; Bivalvia; Venerida; Veneridae
Product: steroid 17-alpha-hydroxylase/17,20 lyase-like
Exons: 7
Coding region: 169-1698 (509 amino acids)
Biological process (GO): xenobiotic metabolic process
Cellular component (GO): intracellular membrane-bounded organelle; cytoplasm
Molecular function (GO): heme binding; oxidoreductase activity, acting on paired donors, with incorporation or reduction of molecular oxygen, reduced flavin or flavoprotein as one donor, and incorporation of one atom of oxygen; iron ion binding
Source: RefSeq, a predicted model, not a curated record
AUAAUGGUAAAACUUAUCUUGACAUAAACCAGUAUGGUAUCAUCUACUUUUGAGCACGGUGAACAUUUACAGUAAAAUUAAGGUGCGCGAUUAUUAUAUGAAUGACAAUUGUGUAAUAUUUACUAAGCUGCAGGAUUAGGAGUACCAAAAUCUGCAUAAGGUGACAUAAUGCUCUACUGCUUAGUUGUAGUUGUAAUGCUGUUUUGUGGAGCAUUUUACAUGUUUCAACGAAGAAUCAGCUUGAAAGGGAACAUCAUCCCGGGACCAAAAGGACUUCCAGUUAUUGGCUUUGCACUAGAAAUAAACGAAGCAAAUUUAUGCUCGAAACUAACAGAGUAUGCGGAGACGUUUGGGGACAUUUUUCAGUUUAGAAUAUUUUCAGACAACCUUAUUGUGUUGAACAGUCCUGCAACCAUACAUAAAGCGUUUGUGGACGAAAAAUUUAAGCGACACUUUAACGACCGUCCUAAGAUGUUCUACGGUGAAUAUUUUCGUUGUCAUCACCAAACAAUAGGAUCUGUACCAGAGGGUUUUGGAAUGUUUCACAAAACAUCAAGAAAGCAUUUUGUAAAAGCAGUACAUGCAUAUGGCAGUGGCCUGAUGGACCUGGAGAAAAAUGUUAUGUCUGAAAUGGAUCUCCUAGCUAAUAGGAUAGAAGAAAUGCCAGACAUGACGUUUCAAUGUAUGGAUGUUUUCAGUCGGUCUUUCUCAAACGUUAUUUCUUUAUUAUUUAGUGGAGAACUUAUACACGAUGAUGAACCAGACAGAGACAUUUUCUUGCAACAUACAGAAGGGUCUAUAUUCUUCUUAAACUCGGCAGUAAACUCCGUUAUGACAUCACUUCCAUUUCUACGAUUUCUUCCAGGGAAAUUUAGAGAAAUGUACAUGAAAACUGAAACUGCAAAUGACAGAAUUAAACAAAAAUACUUCCAUGAUAUGAAGAACACCUAUGUUCCUGGCAAACACCGAGGAAUCGUUGAUUUCUAUAUUGAAGAACAGAGUAAAGAGCGUGAGAGUGGCAGUGACGUUUUCUUCACUGAUGAAAGAAUCAUGGUGCAGAUUGAAGAAAUUGUAGAUGCAGGAAUCACUACUUCAAGUAUAUUUCUUUCUAAUUCGAUACUGGUGUUAAUGAACUAUCCAGAGAUUCAAAACAAGAUACAAGCAGAAAUCGACACGGUUAUUGGAAAGGAACGGCAUCCUACCUACUCGGAUAGGAACAAUUGUCACUAUCUUCAGGCGUUUGAGAUGGAGAUACAUAGGUAUCUUACCAUAACCCCAUUCUUACUUCCACAUCUCUGUCAAGACCAUAUAGAGUUUUUGGGAUAUGACAUUGAACCCAACAGCCUGAUCCUGGCAAAUGUAUGGUAUGUUCAUCAUGACAAAGGGGUUUGGGGAGACCCUUGGACUUUCAGACCAGAAAGAUUCCUGAAUGAUGAAGGACAGCUCUUACCAAGAGAACAUAAACUGCGCAAAAGUCUCUUGCCAUUCGGGUGCGGACAACGUCAGUGCACAGGGGAAACACUUGCCAAAACGCGCAUCUUUCUGUACUUGGCAACCUUGUUGCAGCGCUGGUCCUUUGAAUUUCCAAAAGGCAGUGAGAUGAGUUGUGAUCCAAGAACACCUGGUUCUUUCGACAUGGUAGGCAUAAUUAAGCCAAUGCCAUUUUCCUGUAAGGCUAAAGAGCGCUACAAACAGUAGAAAGACGGGGGUAGAGAUGUGAAAAAAUGGAACUAGUAUAUGAAAUAUAAUACCUGUUAUUACUCAAGAGAACUGUACUUGUGAUUUGUUUUGUUUUGUUUUAUUCAUUUUUAUUUGUUUACGCUGCGCUGCGUAGUUAUGGCUGUUUCCAGCCAAACUAAUCAAUCGUAGGCCCAGCGAAUUUGAAUUUUGAGACCUGUUAUCAAAUACAGGUCGAUGCCUGAAUAUGUUCCAGAAUGUGAUAGAUAUUUAGCUGAUGAAAUUAAGGCCCAGAUGUUAGUUUAGAACAUGUCUGAGUAUUCAAUGGUAGAGGUGUUUUUAUUUGUUUUUGUAAUGUCUGAUUUUAUUUGCUGAAGUUUUGUCUAAAUUGCAAAAAGUUAUAUAAAAUUGUAAUAAUUUCAUAGAUUUUGUUUAAUAAAAUCAUCUAGGAGGAGUCCCGCGGUUACCUUCCUGACUUACACAUAAGCCACACAAGAAAAGACUGCCACUGCCUAUGGACUAAGUCUAUGCGCUACUACUUUAUUUAUUAACUUUAAAAACCUUUAAAAUGUAUUAAAACGUUAAAAAACACCUGUAUAAAAACAUUCUAUUUACGUCCGAUACACUUCCAUACACGUAUUUAUUUUUAGAUUACACGCCACGCCUAUAUGUCAUAUCGAUAAUUAUGUUACUCCAUGUACUUUACUAUUCGCAUUAUGGUUAACAAUUUCGCUUUACUGUAUGUUUUUAAAUUGAUGGCAUUUUUUUAUUAAUAAAGAUUUUUCUAUUCUGUUUUUUGCCUUUUCUAGCAGAAAGUCCAAAUUUAAUGUUCGCAUUAGUUUCAAUGUCUUUACUUAUAAGACAUAAUAGCUAUUUACGGUCGCGUUGUAUAAAAUUUUACCGGUAAUUUUAUGGAAAAUCGGCUGUUUUUAUGUAAUUUUGUUUUGUUUAAGGGGACGCAUAUUGCUACAUUCACAGUUCAUACAGCAAUGCGGAAGGGGUGCAUAUUCAAGAAAUCGAUGGUAGGAAAAUAAAAAACAUAUUCCUAAACUGAUAUAAUACUGAUGGACACCUGUAAUAUUCAGUAUUUUGUGGAUAAGGAUGUGGUACUAUGAAUGUAAUAGGAAAACAGAGGUCUUUGUGAAAGUACAUUCAACACAAAAUAUUAAUAUAAGAAAAAUACAGGUUUUUUACAAUAACAGUAUUCCAAAUAAUGUUGAAGGGAUGAGAUUUUCUUUCUAACACACCAGGUUUGCUUAAACAUGUAAAAAUUUAACGCCACGUCUGUUCAUCUCGGGAUGGACGCCAUAUUUCUCAUUGAUAAAAAAUGUAAACAAAAAAAUCAGAGUGGGAUUAGCAUUGCAAGGGCAUAACAUGACAUUCUACACAAUGAAUACCUUAGAACAGAUAUCUAAGAUGCUACACAGGUCAGGCGGGUUAAAUGCAUAAUGUCGAUCACUUGAAAUUCAUCUUGAAAAGGCGGUUAAUUUUAGUUUGUUUACAUGGUUUUUAGUUUUCCCACGACUUCUCGGCGAUUCACUGCAAAUGUAUUACUGCGCCGGACGAAAGGUAACUCUAAUAAACAACGGGAGACAACUUAGGUGUCAGCACGUGUACGAUUUUUAAAAAAACAUGUCGAUGAUUAUAAUUUCUUAUCAAAUAAUGAAUCCUAUUCAGAUAUUCGUCUUUAAUAUUAGAAAAUUAUUAAUUUCUGUGGACAUUUGUCAAAUAAUAUACUUACAGUGGACUACUUUGCGCAUCAAACUGGUUUCCGCUUCAGUUGUGAGGCACUUCCGUUAUACUUUUUGACAACAAUAACAAAACACAAAAUGAAUCAAUAAAGUCACUUAUAAACCGACUGCUACUUAAAUCAGUGUAAGUAAAGUUGUUGUUACAACAUUAUACAUGUUCGUUACGAUAUGAGAUAAAGUUUAUCUUGAACUGCAUAAUCCAUUAAUUACGUUUAGAUGAUACUGCAUUUACAACUUAUUUGACCCCGUUUUUUUACGUGAAUGACAGCAUUCUCGUGCAACUCGUGCAAACAGAGUUAUGAAAAGUAUGGUGGAGAAUUCAAGGACAAAUUAUAAAUGACAUUAAAGUGAGGAUAACUGUAUAUUCGUCCAGUUUUGAUCAUUGACAUUCCUGCUGUUUAUUAGUAACUUUUGUGAACAAGAUUAGAAUGUUGCUUUUGCACAUAUACACAUUGAUUGGACCUCUCAACCAAAUUUCAUACCUUAUUUUAGGGAUUUUUAAGACAAUACAUUUUCAAAAGUUUGUUGAAUGUGUUUUGAUAUUUAAGUGCAUUGUAGUUCAUGAAUACCAAGUUAAAAAUUAAUAAUGGCAACAUUUCUAGGCCUUUAUUGUAAGCCACUAGACUUCUGUAACGAUAAAUGUUUAAUGUAUUAAGGGGAAUAUACUCUUUUAGUUUUGUAAUGUGGCAUUCCUUGACCACCGUAUCUUUUCUUAUGAACUACUUUUAAACAAACUAAAUAAUGUGUUUUAGCUCACAUAUGCGAAAUGAAAAGCAAGACAGUGAACUUAUUUCACAUUCUUUCUUUAAAUUAGAAUCUGUAGGACAUUGAUAAAUGUUUAGACAAAGUGAAGCACUAUUAUUUUCGCACCAAAAAGUCUUAAUUGUUGACUUUGAAUGUACACAAGAAGUCUUACGUAAUUCAACAAUAACUUUCUUGUUUCAGGUUUUCUCAUUUUUAUUUUAGUGAGCAAUCCUUUGUGUACUUAAAACAGUUGAAACAGUAUUCAUUUCAUUUACCAAAACUUUGUACUUUUUUGCAGGUAAAUUUUAUAAUACCCCACCCACUUUUUUCUAAUUUCAAAGUAUGCGUCCCCUUAAUGCUAUUAUCUUGAUGGAAAUGCCGCGAUAUUCUAGCUACAUCUAUCUUUUAUAGAUGUUGAAAGUUUGAAGCAAAUCUAUUUGGUAUUAAAAGCUCUACACGCGUUUCCUGUGUAUGGGACACCUAAUUUUCGCAGUAUGAUUCUUAAAUAAAAUUAACCUGUUUACCUGUUUUCGGUUGCCUGUUUACUGUACGUCUUCACUACUGGAUUUUCCUAUGGUGGCUUCUUUCUUAUACCUAUUACCCUGUUCUUUAUGUUGUUUAUGCCACCAUAGGUCCCUAACAUCUAUUUACAAGUGCUGGCCUAACUUUUCUUUUAAAUAAUUUUGCUGCCUGUGUUUACUAUUUGAUUACAUAUAGUUAUUUCUUAUUAAAGUUUUAUUGCCUUUGUUUCUAUUCUAUGUAAAACAUGUUGAAAUUGAAUAAAAUUUGGUUAAAACUGUUAAAACUAGCUAAAAUUUGACAAAAUCAGAGUCGGCCUUUGCCGAAAAACGAAAACACAAAGACUCUUAUUUCUGAUUUUUAUUUUACCUAAAGUUUUAAUAAAAUCUAGUUAUAAAAAUAUAUUUAAAACUAAUUUAGUAAAAACAGGUGACCAUCCUUGCCGAAAUGUAAAGUGGUUGCAAGGAUAUGUCUCCUAGUUUUAAAAUCAUUGUUUAAAAUUAGCCUAGAUAUGGCUUAAAAUUACGUAUAUGUUUAGAAUCAGAAUAAUUUAAAAGAUACUGGUUGCUAAGAUAGUAUUUGGCCUUUUUAUUAUAUUAUAUAGAACAAUAAAAAUGACAUAUGUAUAUAUACAUUUUAACUUACUAUAAUAUAAAGUAAUAUAAUAGAAAUUAUAAUAUUAAAACCUC